This is a messenger RNA of Entrophospora candida, 492 nucleotides long. The record is from the annotation of a GenBank genome assembly. NCBI's taxonomy places the organism in Eukaryota, Fungi, Glomeromycota, Glomeromycetes, Entrophosporales, Entrophosporaceae.
AUGGGGAAGAAAUAUUAUUGUGAUUAUUGUGAUAUUUCAUUUAUUGAUAAUUCGGAAUCAAGAAAAAAACAUCUUGAAGGAAUAAAACAUCAAAAUAAUGUGAAAAUACAUUAUGAUUAUUAUAAAGAUCCUGUGGAGUUAUUGAUUGAGAAUAGUAAGAGACCACAGUGUAAAAAAUUUAAUGAAUCAAGAUUUUGUCAAUUUGGAUUAAGUUGUAAAUAUUCACAUUUGCCAUAUGGAAUUGAUUUUAAUAUCAUAGAUCCAAACGUAUAUUUAGCACAAAAUCCCCAUCUUUUACAACAAUAUUAUGAAAAUAAUAAUAAUCAAAAUCAGAAUGAUAAAUUAAGUUUUAAAAAAAAUACGAAAAAGAAAAGUUCGAAUAAAUUAAUGGAAAAUAAACUUCCAUCUGGUCUACCAAAAAAUUUACCGCCUUCCUUAAAGCCACCACCAAAAUCAGGUUAUAACUUUAGUAAUUGUGCACAAUGGGGUUAA